This is a messenger RNA of Coniophora puteana RWD-64-598 SS2, 1049 nucleotides long. RefSeq lists its product as uncharacterized. The coding region runs from base 409 to 687 and encodes 92 amino acids. NCBI's taxonomy places the organism in Eukaryota, Fungi, Basidiomycota, Agaricomycetes, Boletales, Coniophoraceae. The record is from RefSeq and is a predicted model, not a curated record. The transcript has a single exon.
UUCACCGUCCGUCGAAGUAGACCGAUCAUAGGCAAUGCGAACUGCUUCCGCUGACUCGAUACGACGCUUCUUCUUCCACUGUUAUCUCUUGCGCAUCACAUGCUCCAAGCGUAUCACUAACAGUUCUGAUCAGCGCCAACGUGCUUCACCUUCGGGAGACAGCCUACGCACAGCGCGCGAAAUGGCACGCUGUUACAAAUCAAGAAUACCGAUAUCCGCCAGCCGGUGGUUUUAUGCGGCGACGCAACUCGUGUUAGUGAUCGGCAGAAGCGAACAUGGGAGAAAAGGGAGAAAACAUGUGGAUAAUUAAACUACCGUGUCAGCGGGGCGCUGUUGCCGCAUCUGAAGCUAAAUGACGUGAGACGAAGAAAAGGUUUUCUGGAGAAGCGUGGUUGAUGGUAUGUUAGAAUGUCACAUGAUGACUUGUAUCGCACACGCUACAUGUUUACGAGAAAGUCAUGGAUAGACGAUGUUUUCAUGACAAGUCUGUCACCUUGGCGUGCGAUCAGUCGUUACAACAUGUUGAAGCCUGCGGACACAUAUACGAACAGCUGGAACAAGAUCGAAAUGAAAGUGGAAGUUGACACACCCAGUUCCUGGCGGAAAGUAUGCCCUCUGCGGUCUCCGCGAUCAACUCAUAAGCACGACUUCCGUGAGGUGGAAACGUAUUCGGCCACAGAAAUGUGAAGAGAAUUAGGAAUGGAGAGCGAUGCACGAGCCCUAUGUCGCAUGUUUACGUGGAAGAGAUCUCCAUCGACUUCAGCAUGCAGGAUAGACGCGUGCGUUUAGGUUUCACGGAUGAGAUCGAUCACGACCGCAGUGACACAAAGCGCUAUGAACUGCCUCGCGGGAGAAUCCAGACGCUACAAGAUGCAUGUGAGAUGCAGAUGAUGAAUGGGUUUCUGACGCAAAUGGUCUCGAUGCAAGCCUGAAACAUGAAGAUGACGGCAAUGGGGCACACGGUUGACGUACUGUACCUGCCUCGAGACGGAUAUUGACGGGCGUCGAGGCGAAGCUAGUUCCAGCAGGUCUAAGAACGUUCUUCUUGC